Messenger RNA from Synchiropus splendidus (mandarinfish), 3994 nucleotides. It is a transcript of the gene pdpk1b, whose product is annotated as 3-phosphoinositide dependent protein kinase 1b. The coding region runs from base 230 to 1933 and encodes 567 amino acids. Gene Ontology annotation, molecular function: protein serine/threonine kinase activity; ATP binding. Lineage: Eukaryota; Metazoa; Chordata; Actinopteri; Syngnathiformes; Callionymidae. The record is from RefSeq and is a predicted model, not a curated record. Gene Ontology annotation, biological process: peptidyl-serine phosphorylation; intracellular signal transduction. The transcript has 14 exons.
UUGCUUCACUGUUGGAUUGCAGUAAUCGAUAGCAGGGGUCUUCUGUCGCGACAGAAUGUGUGUCAUGGUACCAGUUGUGAGUGAGUAGAGUGGGCGGACACAUAGGGACUCUCCUGCGGUAACAUUGUUGUGGAACGACGUCACAGCUCGAAAAUGAAGGCGCAGAGGCAGCCAUUACUGGAGCUUCUCUAAUUAUUUUAUUUCAAAUAAAUUCUCAAGGAACCUCCCCAUGGCAAGAGCUACGAGUCAUAUGUAUGAUGUUGUGCCCAUUCAGCCCAGCGUUGUCAUUUGUUCCUGCUCGCAUCCAUCAAUGGUAAGAAACCACCCUGACUCCUGCUCGCCACUUGCUAUCCCAGGCGCAAGCAGUAGCCACUGUCCCAGUCCCAGUGUGGAGGGCUCAUCGUCAGAAGCCCGUGCUGCAGGAAUGUCUGCCAGCCAGCAGGGCUCAGACCUUCACACACAGCCGGCCACUCAGGUGGUUCAGCCUCGCAAAAAGAAGCCAGAGGACUUUAGAUUUGGCAAGAUCCUGGGAGAAGGCUCUUUCUCGACGGUUGUCCUGGCCAGAGAGCAGGUGACGGGAAAAGAAUAUGCAAUUAAAAUUUUAGAGAAGCGACAUAUUAUAAAGGAGAACAAAUCACAGUAUGUGAAAAGAGAAAGGGAUCUGAUGUCAAACCUGGACCACCCAUUCUUCGUCAAACUCUACUUCACUUUUCAAGACGAUGAGAAGUUGUAUUUUGGACUGAGUUACGCCAAAAACGGAGAACUCCUGAAAUACAUACGAAAAAUUGGUUCAUUUGAUGAGACCUGCACUAGAUUCUACUCAGCUGAAAUAGUUUGUGCUCUAGAAUACUUGCACAAUAAAGGGAUUAUACAUAGAGAUCUAAAACCAGAGAAUAUUCUUUUGAGUGAAGACAUGCACAUUCAGAUAACAGAUUUUGGGACAGCAAAACAGUUAUCAUCAGAGAGUAAGCAAGCGAGAGCAAACUCGUUUGUGGGAACAGCACAAUAUGUGUCGCCAGAGUUGCUAACAGAGAAAUCUGCUUGCAAGAGCUCCGACCUCUGGGCCCUGGGAUGUAUUAUCUAUCAGCUGGUGGCUGGCUUACCACCAUUCAGAGCUGGAAAUGAAUACCUGAUAUUCCAAAAGAUAAUAAAGCUGGAGUAUGAGUUCCCUGAAAAGUUCUUUCCCAGAGCCAAGGAUCUUGUCCAACAGCUUUUGUCACUGGACCCAUCGAAACGUAUUGGGUGUGAAGAAAUGGGUGGGUAUGACCCACUAAAGCAGCACCCUUUCUUUGACACUAUUUCCUGGGAUGAUCUCCACCUACAAACACCCCCCAAGCUCACCCCUUACCUGCCGGCCAUGUCUGAGGAUGAUGAAGACUGCUAUGGAAACUAUGACGACCUCUUGAGCCAGUUCAGCAACAUGCAGGUGGCCCAGUCCAGUUCAUCACACUCCCUGUCACCGCAUGAAUCCACGCCACCUCAGAGGUCCAGUAGCAACAUCGAACAGUAUAUCCAUGACCUGGACAACAACUCUUUUGAGCUGGACCUGCAGUUCACUGACGAAGAGAAGCGGCUGCUGCUGGACAAACAAACCACUGGAAAUCCCUGGCAUCAGUUUGUUGAAAACAACUUGAUUCUGAAAAUGGGUCCAGUGGACAAACGAAAGGGUUUGUUUGCACGACGGAGACAGCUGCUUCUCACUGAAGGACCACACCUGUACUAUGUGGAUCCUGUCAACAAGGUCCUGAAAGGAGAGAUUCCAUGGUCUCUGGAGCUACGCCCUGAGGCCAAAAACUUCAAAACCUUCUUUGUUCACACGCCUAACCGAACAUACUAUUUAAUGGAUCCGAGCGGAAAUGCUGACAGAUGGUGUAAGAAGAUCCAGGAAGUGUGGCGAAAGAUCUAUCAAAGGCACCAAAACCCUGGCCUAUAGGAAGACCGGUCCUCCUGUGGCCACUCCUCUUUAGCUCCGAGGCCAAUCACUGAGCAGAGUCACACCCUCUUUAGUGCCCUUCAUCAUUGGAGUCUCAACAAAUUUUUACAGCUGCUGGCAUCUUGUUUGUUUGCCUGUGUAGAAUCAUGGGGAAAAUACAACUUUGGAUUCAGGUUUGCUUUGCUUGUUCUUUGUGCACUCUGAGACUUUCACCGCAGUUUUCCUGUGAACAGAUGACAAGGCUACUCAACGUGCAUCAGCUUUUUUUGAACAUUCUGAGGUAGAAAAAAAUGUGCUUAGAACAACGCGACCAGACUCUCCAACGCACAAGAAGGAUCUUCUGCUUCGAUGAUACAUACCACACAAAGUAGCCUGUAAACCAGAUCCUCCCAUACCACACAUCUUUAUGUGCAAACUGUCUGUUGGCAGUCCUUGUCUUGUGCAUAUAUUUUAUUGUUGUAGAAGAUGCUGCAAGAAGAUUCACUACUUCCUUGUUUUGUGUCAGAUCCCCAAUAUUAUGAGAGUAAUUGAGCUGUUACCUCUGUCUCAUGCAUAUUUCUGUCCAGUUGAUGUCUGGAUGGAAAAAAAACAGUGCUCUCCUACAACAAUGUGUAUGUCUGCUUUAGUUUUUGUGCAAGUGUGAGUCUUCCAUAACCGUUAACUGAGGAUGUUGCCUACAGGAGGCGGGUUAACAAGCCACUAACUCAUACUUCAUCAUCAUAACUAGCUUAUCUCUCCUGCAUGGCCAAUUCCGUAGCUCAGCCUCUUUCGCCAUCCUCUCCCAGGGCACAGGGGAUACAUAAUUUAUACCGAUUUAAAGGUGGGUAAUUUUUAGCUGCGAUGGUCAUAGUGACUAUUACCUGAUGAUCUGGCUGCUCUGUAUCAUUCACUUGCUACUUCUUUGUGGUGUGAAUACUUUGCUAGUUGGCAAACUGGGCUCACCUUCAACUUCUCCUGUCCCAGAGAAAGCGUAAUCCUAUGUGCUGAACAAACCUAUGCUGAACAGAAAACCACAGACGAAUACCGAUGCUAUGGUUCUUUGACUCAAUCAUAGUAAUGCCUUUCACCCUGGACAUCAUGGCAAGAUCUUAUCCAACACACUUCUUCAUAUCGCCACGUCACUCAGCUGUUUGACCCAAUAGAAAUUUAAUGAGUUUUUGACGUGUGUUCAUGUUUUAGCAAUAUGUUUUAUCAUACUGCUUUUCAUUUUGAAAUUUUUAUUUUUUUACCCGAUGGUCCUGUUCGACAAGGUCCUUCUUCUUCAGUGUUUGUCUGGAGUUAAGACGAACAGGAUCGUGGGCCAAGUGCUCAGUGUUGGAUGUUACAGAUUUAUCUAUCAAAUCCAAAUUUCCAGAGAAAUUGCUGUAUCUGUCUAUUAAGUUGAGGGAACACUCCAUCAGUGUUUCCUCCCAUUUGAGAAAUCGUCGAAUCAAAUUGAGGGCAGUUGGUUACAUUGUGCGAGCUCUACCUUGCUUGUAACUGACUAGAACUGUGAUGUACAGAUGAUGUAUUAUUAAAAUCUGAAAUAAGUAAUGCAAUGAUCUUAGGAUACAGUUUUGUAUUUUUAUUCUUGUAUAAUGUUAUUUGAUGGCUAUUGUUUAGCCCUCUAGCUCAUUCUGUUAUUUAAAUUCUAAUAUAUGAAUCAUAUUUGGAUUGAAGUCAUGUUCAGGGGCCAUGUUGUGUAUGUAUUGAGAUGUAAAGCCUUUGAAUGUGAAUAAUUAUUGUAAACUAUAAUAUUUUACAGCUUUUUUUCUUACUAUAUCAUGCAUUUUCUAUUUGCUCAGUGAUUUAAUCAUAUUCUGAUAAUUUAAUGAUUCUGUUCAUUCUCUCUGAUUAUUUGUGUGCUCGGUCAGUAGAUGUUGAAUGAUGAAUUUUCCACUUAAUGCUUGGUAGUCCAGUAAUUAAAGCAUGUAGGGAAUUAAGGCAUACAAAUAAAGCCAUGUGUCCUGUCUUCUGUUGACAAACCCAUGUUUGGUCAUGAGUUGACAAUGCAGCAGCAUUCAGUGGCAAUGGCAUCUCACAUUUUGCAGCAUGUAAAUAAAGAACUGAACUGGCCCAUUA